This is a messenger RNA of Grosmannia clavigera kw1407, 765 nucleotides long. RefSeq names its product short chain dehydrogenase reductase. The transcript has 4 exons. Lineage: Eukaryota; Fungi; Ascomycota; Sordariomycetes; Ophiostomatales; Ophiostomataceae. The record is from RefSeq and is a predicted model, not a curated record. The coding region runs from base 1 to 765 and encodes 254 amino acids. Gene Ontology annotation, molecular function: oxidoreductase activity, acting on the CH-OH group of donors, NAD or NADP as acceptor.
AUGGCCUCCUUCCUCGUCACAGGAGCUUCUCGCGGCCUGGGCCUCGCCCUCACCAAGGAGCUCGUCUCCCUGCCAGCUGCCCAGGUCAGUAUGAUCUUUGCCUGCGCCCGCGGUGACGCCCCUCCUCUACACGAUAUCGCCAAGGCGUCCCACGGCCGCGUCGUUGUCAUCAAGCUAGAUGUCACCGACCAGGCCUCCAUCAAGACGGCUGCUUCCCAGGUCGAGACUGCUCUAGGCGGCAAGGGCCUGGACGUGCUGAUCAACAACGCCGGUGUCUGCCAAUACGCCUUCAACGGUAUCACGUCCAUGGACAACCUCGAGGAGAGCUUUGGCAUAAACGUUCUGGGCGUUCACUGGGUCACCCGCACCUUUCUUCCCCUUCUGCAGAAGGGUACGCUCAAGAAGGUCAUCAACAUCUCCACGACCAUCGGCUCUAUCGCCCUCGCCCGCGACGCCGCCCUCCUCCCCGCCCCCUCCUACAAGAUCUCCAAGGCUGCCCUGAACGCCCUGACCGUCCAGUAUGCCCUUGAGUAUGAAAAGGAGGGAUUCACCUUCGCGGCUCUCUGUCCUGGGUGGCUCAAGACUGAGCUCGGUGGUGGCGACAUGGCCGAUCUUACUCCCGAGCAGGGCGCCAAGGCCUCGAUCGAUAUCAUCUUCAAUAAGACCCAGGCUGAGAUCAACGGCCAGCUGCCCAAGGUCUUCGUCAAGGGGUGGGAGAAGCCCGGUGGCCGCAACGUCUACGACGGCACGAACGCCCCGUGGUAG